CACCACUGCAGUAGUGCCCUAUCAUUCCUUAGGCUUGUCCAAAGGACAAUGACUCUGGUUUCACCCGGACUCCGCGAAAUACUAUCACGUCGGUUCUCUGGCAUUCGUGGCCCCCUGUACCCUCCCUUGCUCAUUUGCAUUGGGCUGCGAUUGUCCCUUGGAAGAAGGUUUCGAGGAUAAAGAUUGGAAUGAGAACAUCCCUACUGAAAUCACCGACCGAAUAAAUCCCUUCGAUCCACAGCUCUUCAAAGCACACCCGUCUGCGGCGAAAUAUCCACUUCUCUUCUUCCCAUCUUUACUUUACUCAUCCUGUUACCUCAGAUUCCGAGAUGGAACAGAUUCCAGUUUACGAGCGCCCCGGCUUCAAUCCCCAUAAACAAAACAUCACUCUCUUCAAGCACGAUGGAUCCACCGUCACCGUCGGCCUUCACGAGCUGGAUGCCAUGUUCACUCACAGUAUCAGAGUUGCCGUCGUUUUCGCCAGUCAAAUUGGUGCCUGCGCCCUGCUCUCCGUGAUCGUGGCAAUGGUCACAAAGCGUGAAAAACGCCGUGCACUCUUCUUCCUCCACAUUAUCUCCCUCCUCUUGGUUGUCGUUCGGUCUGUUCUUCAGAUCCUCUACUUUGUUGGCCCCUGGGCCGAGACGUACAACUAUGUUGCGUACUACUACGAGGACAUCCCCCUUUCCGACAAACUCAUUUCAAUCUGGGCCGGCAUCAUUCAAUUGAUAUUGAAUAUAUGUAUCCUGCUGUCAUUGAUUUUGCAAGUUCGAGUCGUCUAUGCAACCUCGCCGAAGCUCAACACCAUCAUGACUUUGGUUUCCUGCGUCAUUGCGUCAAUCUCUGUUGGAUUCUUCUUUACAGUUAUCGUACAAAUUUCGGAAGCAAUCCUUAAUGGGGUGGGAUAUGAUGGAUGGGUGUACAAGGUUCAUCGUGGCGUAUUCGCUGGAGCGAUCGCCUUCUUCUCGUUUAUCUUCAUCUUCAAAUUGGCUUUCGCUAUCCGACGUCGGAAGGCUCUGGGACUGCAAAGGUUCGGUCCUCUACAAGUUAUUUUUAUCAUGGGUUGUCAGACUAUGAUUGUGCCUGCAAUAUUCGCAACACUAGAAAACGGGGUUGGAUUCGAAGGGAUGUCUUCACUCACCGCCACUCUUGCUGUUAUCUCGCUCCCGCUUUCCUCUAUGUGGGCCGCUGCACAAACCGACGGACCGAGCCCUCAAUCAACACCUAGAGAUGGAUAUCGUCGAUUCAGCACCAGAAGGUCCGCUCUCAACCGCUCGGAUCCUUCAGGUGGAAGGUCGGUGGAUAUGAAUACGCUUGACUCAACCGGGAAUGAUUCGCUGGCUCUUCAUGUGGACAAGACCUUUACGGUCGAGAGUAGCCCUAGUUCUCAAAGUCAAGCUGGGCCGCAUAAGGAACGAGGAUUUGAGUUUGCCUGAAAUGACAAAUGGGUCGAAAAAGGUUGAGGAUGUUUUGAUAGCGGAUACCGAUUGGUAAUAUUUGACUAGUUUACUGGUCCUGAUUAUUUGUUUUAUUCUUUCUCUUUCCCAUAGUUUUUUUUCCCUGCGUUCUGCUUUUUUUUUUCUCCAUGAAGGCGAGUUACGUCGUUUCUGUUUUCUAAAUAUCAAUAUGAUUGCUUUAGUGAUGUAA
Molecule: messenger RNA, 1644 nt
Organism: Tuber melanosporum (Perigord truffle)
Lineage: Eukaryota; Fungi; Ascomycota; Pezizomycetes; Pezizales; Tuberaceae
Exons: 2
Coding region: 330-1433 (367 amino acids)
Biological process (GO): G protein-coupled receptor signaling pathway
Cellular component (GO): membrane; G protein-coupled receptor homodimeric complex
Molecular function (GO): pheromone binding; mating-type factor pheromone receptor activity
Source: RefSeq, a predicted model, not a curated record